UCCCGUUUCCGGAAGAAGAAAAACAACGUUUCUGAGUUUUAUUUGUUCAGUUGUUUAAUUUUCCAUGAAGAAGUACUUACAGAAUUCGGUAUAUAACACAGAAAAUGACUAGUCAAAGUGACCCCUUAAAGAGAUUACAAGAGGAUGACCUCACACGACCCCCUGAGGAGGUGUUCGACGUGUUGGGCAAGUUGGGCGAGGGGUCAUAUGGAAGUGUGUAUAAAGCACUCCACAAGGAGUCGGGCCAGGUCCUGGCCAUUAAACAGGUGCCUGUGGAUACCGACCUACAGGAGAUCAUCAAGGAGAUCUCAAUAAUGCAGCAGUGUGACAGUACCUUCAUUGUCAAAUACUACGGCAGCUACUUCAAAAACACAGACCUAUGGAUUGUGAUGGAGUACUGCGGAGCUGGCUCUGUGUCGGAUAUCAUGAGACUUCGCAAUAAGACGCUGUCUGAAGAUGAGAUAGCCACAAUCCUGUUUGAUACACUGAAAGGUCUGGAGUACCUCCACUCACGCAGGAAAAUCCACAGAGAUAUCAAGGCAGGAAAUAUCCUUCUUAAUACUGAAGGGCAUGCCAAGCUGGCAGACUUUGGUGUCGCAGGACAAUUAACGGACACAAUGGCCAAAAGAAACACUGUGAUAGGAACCCCAUAUUGGAUGGCCCCAGAAGUUAUACAGGAGAUUGGGUACGACUGUGUAGCAGAUAUAUGGAGUUUAGGUAUAACAGCUUUAGAAAUGGCUGAAGGAAAACCCCCGUAUGGAGAUAUCCACCCUAUGAGAGCUAUAUUUAUGAUACCCACGAAGCCUCCGCCCUCCUUUCGGAAUCCAGAUAAGUGGUCUCCAGAAUUUAUAGACUUUGUCUCCAAAUGUCUUAUAAAAAAUCCGGAACAGAGAGCUACAGCACCGGAACUCAUGAACCAUGAAUUUAUAAAGAAUGCCCAGCCAUGCACUAUACUACAAGAUAUGAUCAAAGAAGCCAAAGAGAUUCUCACAGCACAAACCUCAGUCACCACGAACGGGGACGAUUCAGGAGAAGAUGAUGAUGUCGACUCUGGUACCAUGUUGCAUAAACGAGACGACACAAUGAAAUCCCAGUCGGAAUCUGCGGGGACGCUGGUCCCUAGUAACAGUGGGACAGUGAUUGUGAACAGUGAGGCAGGGACGAUGGUCGAGUCCGAACUGGGAACCAUGGUGAUCAACGAGGACACAUCAGAUGAUGACUCAACGAUGAAACGUGUGGACAGUGGCUAUGCUAGCUCGCUAGUCAGAAAAUAUGACACAGGACAUGACACAGACCAAGCAGGUAAAGACAAGUAUCGACCGGCUUACCUGGACCACUUCGAGAAAAAAGAACAGGAUAAAUGUCAGCCUGCCACCCGCCCAUCAACUCAGGCCCCGCCUCCUCUCCAGUCACCCAUAUCUCAGCCCAAACAAGUUACUCCUCCGCACUACUUCCAACGGUCUUUCAUUGAUGGAGAUUUUGAAUUUCUACGAAACCUAGCUUACGAAGAUUUAGAGAAACGGUUGUCUGAUUUAGAUCCUGAAAUGGAACGUGAAAUUGAUGAGUUGCGUGCACGCUACCAAGCAAAACGCCAACCAAUCCUUGAGGCAAUUGAUGCAAAGAAAAAACGACAGAAUAAUUUUUAAUAAGAAUUUUUAAAAAUGUUAUAACAUAUGAACUCGAGCUACCUGGCCUUCAUCGACGAGAGUCUCUGGUCGUGUGUCCUGGCUUCCAGUGAAGGAUAUCUUUGAUAAUAGAUGUGUGUGUCGGGGCCUGUCCUGGCUUCCAGUGAAGGAUAUCUUUGGUAAUAGAUGUGUGUGUCGGGGCCCCCGAAGGAGACUUUUGUGUUUGUCAUUUCUAAUUAGGCCAAAAUUGGAGAUUUUUGUGAAUGUUAAAGAUGUUCCUUAGCUUUCAGCGGAGAUUGUCAUGGACAUUAACAAUAUCCCUCAAGCUACAGUAGUGGAGAUUGUCCAGGAUACUAGCUAUGUCCCUCAGCCUACUGAGAAGAUUGUCACAGAUGAUAGCAAUGUCACUUGGCCUUCAGCGGAUAUUGUCAUGAAUGUAAGCUAUUUCCCUCGGCCUACAGUGGAGAUUGUCAUGGAUGUUAGCGACGACCCUCAACCUACAGUGGAGAUUGUCAUGGAUGUUAGUUGUGUGUUUCUUGAUUUCCAAUGGGAGAUGCCGGUGUGAGCUUUGUACCCUACAGAAUGGAUGCUUGAUAAUGGGUAGAAUGUGGUGAAAAUGGUGUUCUGGUAAAAAGUGUUGGUAGCCUGUUUGUUUAUUUUGUUUACAUAUUAAGAAUGUUGACAGGGCUGGUUAAGUUUUUACAGACUAGUAACUUUGAUAAAUAGGUCGGUUAAUUCUAGGCCUCAUUUUAUGCUCUUAUUAUACUUCUAGUAUGUUUUUUAUUAUUAAGAACUAUUGAUGUGCAGAAUUUAAUAAAAAGUAUUUUGGCUUGAGUUACUUCAAAAUAAGAUUCAAUAGGUCUAUUAGCAUGAGUUAUGUCGUAAUAAAUGAUAGGCCUGUUAGCAAGAGUUAUGUCAGAUUAAAUAAUAAUUAUGCUUGUUAGCAUGAGUUAUGUCAGAAUAAAAUAAUAGGCCUGUUAGCAUGAGUUACAUCAUAAUAAAUAAUAGGCCUGUUAGCAAGAGUUAUGUCGGGAUAAAUAAUAGGCCUGUUAGCAAGAGUUAUGCCGGGAUAAAUAAUAGGCCUGUUAGCAAGAGUUAUGUCAGGAUAAAUAAUAGGCCUGUUAGCAAGAGUUAUAUAGGCCUGUUAGCAUGAGUUAUGUCAGGAUAAAUAAUAAUUAUGCUUGUUAGCAUGAGUUAUGUCAGAAUAAAAUAAUAGGCCUGUUAGCAUGAGUUACAUCAUAAUAAAUAAUAGGCCUGUUAGCAAGAGUUAUGUCGGGAUAAAUAAUAGGCCUGUUAGCAAGAGUUAUGUCGGGAUAAAUAAUAGGCCUGUUAGCAAGAGUUAUGUCAGGAUAAAUAAUAGGCCUGUUAGCAAGAGUUAUAUAGGCCUGUUAGCAUGAGUUAUGUCAGGAUAAAUAAUAGGCCUGUUAUAAUUAGCACAAAUUAUGUCAGGAUAAAUAAUUGGUCUUUCAGCGUGAGUUAUUCAUCAUGUAUGGGUUUGUCUGAACAAUCAAUUGAUCUAUAAACCAACAGUAAUUGAAGUAUUAUCAGCAUCAACAUCAACAGAUUAUCAAACUUUUAAAUGUUAAAACAAAUUCAAAAUGUAGUGUACAUGUAUUUGAAGUAGAUGUAAUUAGCUGCACAUUAAUUUUCCAAAUUAAUAUUGAAAGAAUUUAUGUUGAAAUUCUUUAUUUUACAUCAAGCUUUUUAAAGAAUUUAUUUGGCACGUUUUGUUGUUUCUUUGUGCUCUGGGGAAAUAUUGAUAGUCCAAAUUUAUUUGAUAUAAAUGUGUAUGAGCUGAUGUGAAAUUAUAUGAACCAAUUAGGCCUUAUUGAAUGAUGAAUGUUGGAAGUGAAUAUAAAAUUGCAAUGUACAGUAAAUAGUUCUAUAGAAAAAGCUGAGACAUUUUAGCUGCCAUCAGUUUGUGAUUGUUGAUCUGCAGUCCUUUAAUUCUAAGUGUGAACAGUUAAGUAGUAGACCAAAAGUGUGUUUUCUAAACAUUGCCAGUACAAUUUAAUUGGAUUUUAUAAAAAAUAUUAAUACAACAUUAUUAUUAAAUAAAAUGUAUACAAAAAUCAUAAUUUUUAAUUUGUAAUUCAGGAAAUUACCUUGAAAAUUGCAUGUAAUAUAAUGAUAAUUUCAUUCAUAUUGAAUGUGCAUUAAAGAAGAUCUUAGAAGUACAAUAAUACGAUAUGUAACUUUUCAAAAUCUCAAAAAAUGCUGUUUUUUUAGUUUUCUUUUUUUUAAUAAUGCCUUAUUUUAUCAACUUUCUGAAAAUAUAAUGUAUGGAAACACUGUAAUACAAAUUAUUUCCAAUGUCAUGAACGUUUAAGUUUAUACUUCAAAUUCAAUGUGCUGACAAAUAAUAAUAAUAUCUGAUACUGUACCAAAACUGAUUAAGACGUUUUUCCUGGAAACCUAUUGAUGGGCAAUGUCCAGUUAUUUAGUAAUUGUAAGUUGAAUUGGUGUCACUGUACCUUUAUAAUGUUACAGGAAGUUUCAUGAGUGUUUUUUGUAACAUGAAGAAAUUACUUUAACUUUAAAUUUUCAACAGGAAAGCAUUACAGAACUUAAGAAAUUAAAAGUUACUUAUCAAAAGUUUAUCCUUAGAUCCAAUAAUGCUAUUGAAAAUCUUUAAAAGGAUUUUUUCCCUUAAAUCUGAUAAUGCAUUCCUAUGGAAAAUCAAAAGUUAUAUUUUCUUUAAUUAAACCAAAUAAUGCUAUGGAAAAUUUUAAAGGAACUUUUUCAAGUUUAGUAACUUUAACAAGACUGAGGCCUGUCCUGUUAUAAUUAGUUCUUGGAUUGAGGUUUAGUUACAG
Messenger RNA from Pecten maximus, 4441 nucleotides. RefSeq names its product serine/threonine-protein kinase 3-like. The transcript is spliced from 14 exons. NCBI's taxonomy places the organism in Eukaryota, Metazoa, Mollusca, Bivalvia, Pectinida, Pectinidae. The record is from RefSeq and is a predicted model, not a curated record. Bases 105 to 1646 code for a protein of 513 amino acids. Gene Ontology annotation, cellular component: cytoplasm. Gene Ontology annotation, molecular function: ATP binding; protein serine/threonine kinase activity. Gene Ontology annotation, biological process: protein phosphorylation; intracellular signal transduction; protein tetramerization.